Scatophagus argus is the source of this 1162-nucleotide messenger RNA. It is a transcript of the gene fkbp2, whose product is annotated as FKBP prolyl isomerase 2. Gene Ontology annotation, biological process: protein peptidyl-prolyl isomerization. The record is from RefSeq and is a predicted model, not a curated record. The transcript is spliced from 2 exons. The coding region runs from base 578 to 994 and encodes 138 amino acids. NCBI's taxonomy places the organism in Eukaryota, Metazoa, Chordata, Actinopteri, Scatophagidae. Gene Ontology annotation, molecular function: peptidyl-prolyl cis-trans isomerase activity.
GUUGGUUUCAUUUUCGAGACUUCAGGGACAAUUUGAGCGACUUUUUCUUUGGGUAUUUUUGAUUUACGCCGCUAUGUUUUGGUCUGGAUAAAUAAUAUUUCUAUGUAUAUAUUUCACUACUCAAAUACUACUAAUUACUGCAAUACAUUUUAGAGGGAAAUAAAACAAAAGGUGAAGUUGUCACACAUAUAAGAAAGUAUAUGCUGGGUUGUGCCCCCCCAACACCAUCUCAAGGAAAAUAAAGGUUACAGUUACAGGUUAAAGGUUCGCCGAAACUGUUUGACAGAAAUAGCGUUAAGCACUUAAAACCAGCAGAGAAGUUAGCAUUUUAAUUUUCCCCUGAACUCAUGAAGCCAUAUCCGGUCGAUGGCAGCUUUGUAACGAACCGUUGUCCGGAUGUUUUUACUGGUGACACCAGCCGGAGAAAUACGUCAUAUCGUACGUACAUCCGCUCUCGGGAACAGAUUUCUCCACUCACUUCUCUUAUUCGUCCCCUGAAUUCGCUCUCUGGGUUUUGAGCUUAGUCUUCAGCAAACUCAACCCGUGAACAGUCUGAAACGGUGAGUGAACUGCAGCCAUGCGAGUCUUUCUUUUGUUCACCGUGACCGUGCUGUCUCUGAGCCCGAUGGCAGUGAGCGGAGCCGAGAAGAAGAAGCUGCAGAUCGGCAUCAAAAAGCGAGUGGACAACUGCCCCAUCAAGUCGCGAAAAGGAGACGUACUGAACAUGCACUACACGGGCAAACUGGAGGACGGCACCGAGUUUGACAGCAGCAUUCCCCGCGACAGACCCUUCACCUUCACCCUGGGCACUGGCCAGGUGAUCAAAGGCUGGGACCAGGGCCUGCUGGGUAUGUGCGAGGGAGAGAAGAGGAAGCUCGUCAUCCCCUCCGAGCUGGGCUACGGAGACCGGGGAGCACCUCCGAAGAUCCCCGGAGGAGCGACGCUCAUCUUCGAAGUGGAACUGCUCAGCAUCGAGAGGAGAUCCGAUCUUUGAUGAAGACGAGAAGGCAACUUUCAAAACGUUCCAGGAGCUGCUGCAGCAUUAAGUGGAGACAUCUGGCCUCUGAUGACGACUACACAGCAAAUCUGGGAGUAAAGUUGAAACCCGACGGCAGAGCCUUUCACUGGCUUUCAAACUGGCUGUUAUGCUCUGGUGUAUUGA